Molecule: messenger RNA, 2588 nt
Organism: Theobroma cacao (cacao)
Lineage: Eukaryota; Viridiplantae; Streptophyta; Magnoliopsida; Malvales; Malvaceae
Gene: PRR5
Product: two-component response regulator-like protein
Biological process (GO): phosphorelay signal transduction system; cytokinin-activated signaling pathway
Molecular function (GO): protein binding
Source: RefSeq, a predicted model, not a curated record
AGAUAGAUGUUCGACUUACUUCUUCUAUUUUCCUUUGCUUUCAUUUCUAAGUUCAUAGUUCAAAAAAAGUAAUAUUCGGGUGGUACUGGAUUUUAGUGGUAAAGAAAAAAAAAAUAUGGGUGAGGUUGUGGUGAGUAGCGAGGAAGUGGAGAAGGUGAAAUCUGACAGUGAAACUGAGAAGGAAAAUGGAGAGUUCCAAGGGAAUAAGAGGAAGAAGAAGAAGCCAGGGAGUUCUGCCUCCGGGGAGGUGGUGAAAUGGGAAAGGUUUUUGCCCAGGAUGGCCUUGAGGGUUUUGUUGGUUGAAGCUGAUGAUUCUACCAGGCAGAUUAUAGCUGCACUUCUCAGGAAAUGCAGUUAUAGAGUUGCUGCUGUUCCUGAUGGCUUGAAGGCAUGGGAGAUGCUGAAAGGAAAACCCCAUAAUAUAGAUCUCAUAUUGACAGAAGUGGAUUUGCCAUCUAUAUCAGGAUUUGCUCUUCUUACACUAAUCAUGGAGCAUGAGAUUUGCAAAAGCAUCCCUGUUAUAAUGAUGUCCUCACAAGAUUCAAUUAGCACCGUAUAUAAAUGCAUGUUGAGAGGUGCUGCUGACUACCUUGUUAAACCGAUACGGAGAAAUGAGCUGAGAAAUUUAUGGCAGCAUGUAUGGAGAAGACAAUCAUUGAUAGUUGGUGGAAACUCCCCCCAGGAUGAGAGCGUUGGACAGAAAAAGGUUGAAGCUACCUCUGAAAAUAAUGCUGCAAGUAAUCAUUCGAGUGGUUGCUUGGCUAAUUUCCAAAGAACUAAGGAACAAACUGAGAAAGGGAGUGAUGCUCAGAGCUCUUGUACAAAGCCAGACAUGGAAGCUGAGAGUGCCCACAUGGAUAAUAUGCAGGAAUUUUCACGGAUGAUACAGGGAAAAUCUCUACCAAGUGAAUCACAGAAGCAUGAAGCUCAUGCCAAUUUCAAUCAGAAACCGUUAGUGCAUGAGAUGAAAACUGGGGUUGAUGAUGCCUGCCAGGAUGCUUAUAUAACAACCAUGUACAAGGGUGUUGAACUGGAAAGUCAAAGAAGGGAUGCUAAUAUCUCCGUCGAGGCUGGUGAUGCUUUCAUCGAUUCACCAAGAGAAGCUAUUGACUUCAUGGGAACAUUUAAUAGAAAUUGCAAUUCUUCUUCAAUCAGUAGCACCGGCAAGUUUGAUUCUUCUCCACACUUGGAUCUUUCCUUGAGAAGAUGUAAUCUUAAUGUUUUUGAGAAUCAUGCUACUCAAGAAAGGCCUACGCUCUGGCAUCCUAAUUCAUCAGCCUUUACGAGGUACACUAGCAGAGUAUCACAGCCCCUGCAUUCAACAUUGACAAGUGUCAGAGAUCAAAAGAAAGAAUCUGGGACUAAUUCUGAGAAGAUGUUGUCCAAUGUUAUUUCUGAAUAUAACUCAGAUACUCCUAGUCCCACACUAACUUCUCAAAGAAGCAUGAUCCCUUUGACUACUGGAGCUACUGGUAAAUGGAAGCAAACUGAAGUACCAGCGUCAUGCACGCCACGGAGAGUAUUUCCUGUCCAAGUACCAGUGAAGGGUAUAAGAUUGAAUAACCUAUGCAAUGGCCAUAAUUCUGUAAUUUCUCCAAUCUUUUGUCCCCAGUCAAGUUCAUCUCCAGUGCCAAGUCCAAGCUCAGCCAACCAACAAGAACCUGCCUUUCGUGUGAAUCUAUUUCGUCAUUCCAGUUUUGAAACUAACAACUCUGGACAGUUGUAUGACCAACUUGGCUCCAAUACAAAUAAGUCAACCAACCAACCUUUGCACAAGCUGGAUCAAAAAUUGGAUUCAAUUGAGGAUAGAGGACAUAUUUCUCCCACCACUGAUCAGAGUGCAAAUAGCAGUUUCUGUAAUGGCUCCUUAAGUCAACUUAAUAGUAUUGCAUAUGGUAGCACUGGUGCAAGUAAUGGCAAUGUUGAUCAGGUUGCUGUCAUCCGAGCUCCCCCAGAGAGCAAGAAUGAUGAUAGUUUUCUCAGUCCUGGUGGAAAUUCACACCGAUUUAUCCAAAGAGAAGCAGCUCUAACCAAGUUUCGCUUGAAGCGGAAGGAUAGAUGCUAUGAGAAAAAGGUCCGAUAUGAGAGCAGGAAGAAACUGGCAGAGCAGCGCCCAAGAGUAAAAGGUCAAUUUGUCCGUCAAGUGCAGGCUGAUCCUAUGCAUACCGAAGCUGAGCGUCAUUAUGGCAAUUCAUCUGAUGGCUAGUUACAACAUUCUAAACUAAGGAGAGCAUGGUAGCAAAUUUGCUUGGAUCUUUAGAAACGGUGGCACCGGCUAUUUCAGCCUUUUGUUUUGUGAAAGCUGAAGAAACAAAGAGGAGGCGGAAUUCCGAGGACGCUUUUACACAUAUCCAUACACAUUAUAUUAGUGGUUAUCAACACAGGUUUCUAUGUACUUAUUGUAAAAUAUAAUAUUUUGAUCUUUUAGUUCAGAGUUUUUUUUUUCGCUGUUCUUCAAUGGGGUUGCCUGAGUCAUUCUUUAUUUGUUACCUUGAAGAAUCGUUUAUUCAACCGUCGUACAUGCCAGUUGCAAUUACCAUACAAACGUAGUGUAAAAUAUAAAUAAAGUGUAAUCUUAAUUUUCUUCU